Wyeomyia smithii (pitcher-plant mosquito) is the source of this 693-nucleotide messenger RNA. RefSeq names its product PDF receptor-like. Gene Ontology annotation, cellular component: plasma membrane. Gene Ontology annotation, biological process: cell surface receptor signaling pathway; adenylate cyclase-modulating G protein-coupled receptor signaling pathway. Gene Ontology annotation, molecular function: G protein-coupled peptide receptor activity. Bases 1 to 567 code for a protein of 188 amino acids. The record is from RefSeq and is a predicted model, not a curated record. The transcript is spliced from 3 exons. NCBI's taxonomy places the organism in Eukaryota, Metazoa, Arthropoda, Insecta, Diptera, Culicidae.
AUGAUAACGCGAUACAUCUCUCAAACACCUUGUAUUAACAGAUGCUGGUGGGGAUACAAUCUCACGCUCUACUACUGGAUUUUGGAAGGUCCACGCUUGACUGUCGUUUUGCUCAACUUUUUAUUUUUACUUAACAUAGUUCGUGUAUUAAUAUUGAAGCUUCGUCAAAGCCAUACUAGCGACGUAGAACAAGUUCGCAAAGCAGUUCGCGCUGCUGUUAUCCUGGUACCAUUAUUGGGGAUUACUAAUGUAUUGAAUAUGACUGAAGCACCAUUGGACAAAACUGCACUAGAAUUCGCUAUAUGGUCUUACGUAACACAUCUCCUAACAUCGUUCCAAGGACUCAUCAUUGCAUUUUUAUAUUGCUUCAUGAACGGUGAGAAUGAAAAUCGCACACACACAGCUAAUAAAAUCACCAUCAAUCUUAAACUCAAUAUCCCUGUUAAGCAACAACCAACACGUAUUCAUCACCUCAUCUGCUGCAAAUAUAUGCCAAAGUCAGAUGCUCAGAAGAUGCUCUCAAUUUACAACAUGAAUUUGAAAAUUUUGCUAAAUGGUGUGAUAUAAAUAGGAUGACUUUGAACUCUGAUAAAUGUUCUGUGAUUUCGCUGACCAGGAAAAAGCGGCCUAUAAUGUUCAACUAUCACUUGGGUGCAGUACCAAUUAAACGAGAAGGAUGCGUUAAGGAUUUGG